GGAUACUUUUGUGGCGGCGGAUACUUUGGUUGCGGGGCCGCGGCGAUGAGCGGGCAGCGGCGGUACCCGGAGCGCAGCCACACCGCGGCACCCAGCACCCCGGCCGUGCUCUGAACCCCGGCCGAGGGAGGCAGGCGGGCAGGCAGCGAGCGGGCGGCGAACCAGCCGAGCACCAGGCCGAGCGGCUGCCUUUCUCCGGCUUCGCCGCCGCCUCCAACAGCUAAAAGAUGCUGAGCCGGCUGCGAAGCGGCAGCGUCAGGAACCUGGACCGCGAGUUCGACUGCACCGUCAGGCUGCUGGACGAUUCCGAGUACCCUUGCACCAUUCAGCGAGAUGCCAAAGGUCACUAUCUGAUCGACCUCCUCUGCCGUCACAUGAACCUGCUGGAGAAGGACUACUUCGGAAUCAGGUUUGUGGACCCUGACAAACAGAGGCAUUGGUUGGAUAUCUCCAAGUCCAUUAUUAAACAAAUGAAAUCCCAACCUCCGUACACCAUGUGUUUCCGCGUCAAGUUUUACCCAACGGACCCUUCCAUGCUGAAGGAGGAGAUAACCAGGUACCUGGUCUUCCUCCAGAUAAAGAGAGAUCUGUACCAUGGCCGCCUGCUCUGCAAGACCUCGGACGCGGCUCUCCUCGCUGCCUACAUCCUGCAAGCUGAAAUCGGGGACUAUGAUGCAGGGAAGCAUCCUGAAGGAUACAGUUCCAAGUUCCAAUUCUUCCCUAAACAUUCCGAGAAGUUGGAAAGAAAAAUCGCUGAGAUCCACAAAACAGAGCUUAGUGGUCAGUCCCCGGACACAGCUGAGCUGAACUUCCUGAAGAAAGCGCAGACACUGGAGACAUAUGGUGUGGAUCCUCACCCUUGCAAGGAUGUCUCAGGGAACGCGGCCUUUUUAGCCUUCACGCCGUCCGGGUUUGUGGUGUUACAGGGAAACAAGAGGAUUCACUUCAUAAAGUGGACUGAUGUAAGCAAGAUGAAGUUUGAAGGGAAAACGUUUAAUUUAUAUGCCACGCAGAAAGAGGAAUCAAAGAUCGUUCUGACGUACUUCGCCCCAACACCGGAGGCCUGCAAACAUCUGUGGAAGUGUGGAGUGGAGAACCAAGCCUUUUACAAGUUUGAGAAAUCCAGUCAGGUCCGAACGGUUUCAAGUAGCAACAUGUUCUUCAAGGGGAGUCGGUUCCGAUACAGUGGGAGAGUUGCAAAGGAGGUGAUCGAGUCCAGCGCCAAGAUUAAAAGGAGCCCCCCAGAGAUUCACAGGUCAGGCCUGGUGCCCAGUAGGAGUUGCCCCUCCAUCUCCCACGGAUCAAGGUUGAGCAGUGUGCCGAGGACACGCAGGAGGGCUGUGCACAUCUCCAUCAUGGAAGGGCUGGAAUCUCUCCGGGACAGUGCCCACUCCACGCCUGUGCGAUCCAGCUCCCACACGGACACCUUCGCCACCCACCCAGGCAAGACUUCUGCCGCCGAGGGGAACGAGCGGACGUCUGUGAUCGCGGACGAGUUGUACAGCCCGGCCGGCAGCAUGCUGCCCACUCCGGUGUCCGAGCCCGGCCUGGAGUCCGUCCUCCUCCAGCAGGAACACAACCCCACCGGCAGCUGUGGCAUCGAGGAGGAGAGAGAGAGUGAGGUGGGAGUGGCGGCAGAGGCAGAAGAACCAGGCAGAGGGACUGCUGCCUUGCCUGAAGGUGUUAGUGAGAGGGCAGAGCAGGAACAGGUGAAUACAUUUGUUUUAAGUGUGGUCCGUUUGCUGCUGGUGACCGUCGGACUACUCUUUGCCUUACUCCUGCUCCUGAUCGCUCUUACAGAAUCAGAUAUUGACGUAGCAUUUUUACGUGAUAUACGUCAGACCCCUGAGUUUGAACAGUUCCAUUAUGAAUACUUUUGUCCUCUCAGACGAUGGAUGGUGUGCAAGCUGCGCUACCUGCUAAGCCUUCUCAUUGACACAUGACAUCGCCCAGCCUGAGAAAUCAGCCCAGGGGCACUGAGAAGACAGGAUGAUGCCAAGCUCCCCUCCUCCCCUCUCUGUGGCAGCAUCCAGCUUUAUUGGAUGAAUUCAACUACUGCUGGGAGACUUUCUGACUCAACAAGAUUUCAAGAGGAGUUUUAAACCAAGAGUGAAAUCCACAUUCAGCCAUGCCCCUCCCCAGACCCUUUACCCUCUAUGAAGCUCUUGGACUGUUGUGCUAUAUAAGGUCUAUUAGAGUAAGUGAUUAACCAUUAGUACCCACAGGAACUGAGUAAUACAGCGUGGUUUUGUUAUUGUGAUGUUAAAGAGGUGUGCUACCUUCAGACUUUAAUAAAAGUACCAAGACUACUCUAUGAUAUUAAUAUUAGAGCAGGUGGGUGUCUCAUGUCAAAAUAUAUUCAGUAGUGACAAAAUGUUCCCUCAAAAUUGUAAGACUUUCAAUGUUUGUUAAUUAUCUCCUUGUAAUAUUUUAACAAUUUGACAGAAGAACUAUUUUGAUUAUAAUGUAUAGCGCAUUGGGACGUCCCAAAACACUGAAAGGUUUUUUUUCAUACUGACUAGAGGACAAUAUAUGCAAAAACCCAGGCUGGGUAAUGGAAAGUUGUCCAAGGACACACGACUGUUUGGCCAGUUUUUAAGGCUGGAAUAAAGGGAAGAU
Messenger RNA from Pristis pectinata (smalltooth sawfish), 2619 nucleotides. RefSeq names its product FERM domain-containing protein 5-like. The coding region runs from base 228 to 1943 and encodes 571 amino acids. The record is from RefSeq and is a predicted model, not a curated record. The transcript has 14 exons. Gene Ontology annotation, cellular component: cytoskeleton. NCBI's taxonomy places the organism in Eukaryota, Metazoa, Chordata, Chondrichthyes, Rhinopristiformes, Pristidae.